Molecule: messenger RNA, 1938 nt
Organism: Rosa rugosa (rugosa rose)
Lineage: Eukaryota; Viridiplantae; Streptophyta; Magnoliopsida; Rosales; Rosaceae
Exons: 3
Coding region: 1-1938 (645 amino acids)
Source: RefSeq, a predicted model, not a curated record
AUGUGGUGUGCCCAUGAAGGUUUUUCGUCCAAAGUGGAGGAGGCUUGGAGCAUUCCUUAUGUUGGGGAACCUAUGCUACAGCUGUGUCGUAAAGUGAAGGAUUUGGGGACUCAACUCUUGGACUGGGACAGGACUGUUUUUCGUAGUAGAAGAGAAGAAGUGGAAAUAGUAAGGGCUCAAUUGGAUGUUCUUCUUCAGAAACCUUUUGACCCAAGUGAUCGGAAUUCCCGUUUUUUUCACAAGAAAGCAUCGCAUAGACGACAAAAAAACAAGAUCAAGGGCCUUUUCAAUGCAACUGGGACAUGGCAAGAAUCCAAAGUUGGCAUUGAUGGAGUCGUUCUGGACUAUUUUCAGAGUAUAUUUAGCUCCCAACCUUCGGACUUGGAAGCUCAGGAUGUGGUUCUUCAGACUAUUGAACCUCGGGUUUCAGCAAAUAUGAAUGCCCGUUUACUGGCUCCAUAUGAGUUGGAGGAAGUUCGGAUCGCGUUAUUUCAGAUGCACCCUUCGAAAGCGCCAGGUCCUGAUGGUCUCUCACCUUUUUUCUUUCAGAAGUAUUGGGAUUUAGUUGGGCAAGAAGUUAGCAAUGCAGUGAUUUCGAUGUUGACUCAAGCUGAAAUUCCUCCUGACCUGAACUUUACUUUUGUGACUCUUAUCCCAAAAGUUAAAGAGGUUACCAAUAUGUCCCAUCUCCGACCGAUUGCUUUGUGUAAUGUCAUCUAUAAAAUAGCUUCCAGGGUUAUUGCUAACAGACUCAAGAGUUUCCUGUCUGAUAUUGUUUCUCCCCAACAGAGUGCUUUUGUUCCUAAUCGUCUUAUCUCUGAUAAUACUCUGGUAGCAUCAGAGUUAGCUCAUUACAUGCAUAAAUUGCAACGAGGCCAAGAAGGCUUUUUAGCCCUGAAGCUGGAUAUCAGUAAAGCCUACGACAGGUUGGAGUGGGGUUUCUUGCAGCGUAUCAUGCUCAAAAUGGGGUUUGCUGAACAAUGGGGUUUGCGUAUCUGUGAUGGUGCACCUACAAUCAGUCAUCUCUUGUUUGCUGAUGAUAGAUGGCGGUCCAAAUUACUCAGUGCUGCGGGUAGAGAAAUUUUAAUCAAAGUAGUGGCCCAAGCUCUCCCACUGUAUACAAUGAACUGUUACCUUCUCCCUCUUAACCUCAUUCAAGAACUCCAUCAGCUCUGUGCCCAAUUUUGGUGGGGGAGUACGGAUGAGAAGAAAGCUAUGCAUUGGCGGGCUUGGGAUGAACUUUGUAAACCCAAAGGUAUGGGUGGUAUGGGAUUCCGACAUCUCUUUGCCUUUAAUUUGGCUAUGUUAGCAAAGCAAGGAUGGAGGCUAAUCCAAAGUCCGGAUUCCUUGAUCGGUAAACUUUUCAAAGCUCUCUAUUUUCCUCAUGGCAAUUUCUGGGAGGCUACUCUUGGUUCACAACCUUCCUACGCUUGGCGGAGCAUCUUGCAAGGUCGUGACAUCCUUAGAGCUGGUAUCAAAAGACAUAUUGGGAAUGGCUUCUCUACCAAUAUUUGGUUGGACCCAUGGCUAAUGGAUGAAGACCUCAGGCCCUAUGUUACGGAUAGGGUCACACUUGUGGCAGAUCUUUUCAUCUCUCUAGGUGUGUGGAAUUCUACUUUAUUAUCAGAAUUAUUUCCUGCUAAUAUUGUUCAGAAGAUACUCUCUAUUCCUCUGAGUCCCCGGCAUCAUGAGGACAGGUGGAUUUGGGGAGGUGACAAGCGAGGUCAGUUCUCUGUUAAAUCGGCUUAUCAUGUAGCUCGGAUUCGGAUUCUUAAUGAUAAUUCAUCCACACCUAACCCAAGUGCCUCCCUUUGGCGUCAGUUGUGGACCGCUCCAGUUCCAAGUAGUGUGAAGAUUUGCGCAUGGAAAGCAGCUUCUAAUAUUCUUCCUACUCGGAGUAGGCUAAGUGAACGUGGUAUUGAUCUUGAUACCCAAUGA